UGACUUUGGAGCCGAGCCCAAGUUAAUGGCAAAAACGCCGUCGCAGAGGAGACGUCCCAAGAAAAGGCAGUCGUCCUGCCUGAAAGAUGAAAAUAAGGAGCCAAACAGGAGGAGGUCAUCCAGAAGGAGAAGCAGCACCAAGCCAGUGUUUUCCAAGCUGAGUUCCCAAAGGCACCAGAGCAGAGAGCAGCCCAGGGUCGCCGGCCGCCCGCUGGAGGAGAAGCACCAGACUCCGUGGCCAAGUCAGCCUCAGGGCACCACCCGCGGCGAUGCCACCGUCACAGGGCAGCAGCUGCCCGAGGGGAACGCGGCCACCGAGCUGUGCAACGCAUCUCCUGCUGCCCUAAUCCCUGCUGACUGCGCAAGAGAUGGGGAGGAGGCCCCUGAGAGAAGAGUGAAUACGUCUACUCCCAAAGCUGCUAGGAGUGGAGAUCCUGCCGUGCUCGGAGGAGAUUGGUCUCCUCAAGGCCUCGAAAAGGUGUUUUUCCAGGACUCUGGAAGCAAAAUGACGGCAGCAAGAUCCAAACCACGCCGCUCCUCGGGACGCCGAAGCUUUGCGGGCGGCCCCCACAAGACCCGUAGGGCCUCCUUUAAGUAUUCACUGACUGUCAAAAGAGAGAGCAUGAUCCGGAGGUCGAUCAGCAGGGCCAAGUCGAAGAAGGCGGCGGGGCGAGAGUCCUCCUCUGCCUCCAGCAGAGUGAGCUGUCAGAACUCCUUGGAGGUUUUUGUGGAAGAGGAUGUGACCAGCAGCAUGAGACCCAGCCCUGAACUGAAUCAGCCAAGUGAAAAGGCUCCUGAAGACGUCGUCACUUCAAGCAGAAGCGUACAAGCCGUCAGCCCCCCUGCACAGCGCUUUCCCCUUACUGAACAGCAGGCAGGGAACAGUGAAGGAAGUCGUGUGAACCCGAACAACAAGCCCCAGAACGAGAACCAGGAGCAACCCCACUGUGCCAAGGCCCGGGAGAACCCUUCACGCAUCUGGACCAGAAGCUGUAAGCAAGCGGUGGGCGCUAUAUGGAACAUGGCACAACCAGGGGACCAGACCCCUUCCCCUUUGGACGAGAAGCCCAAGAAUUCAGCAAACCAGACUCCAGCUUCUUCUUUGUCUGCCAGCAAGGUUGUGAAACCGUUGAAAAACUUCCUGCAGGCUGUGCAGCGAAACCAGCUGCUCACGAGCCCGGGGCCCACGGGACGUGGGGGUGUCAUAAAGAAUUUCAUCAAAUGCAGUACUCCCACCCGGCCGGACGUCAAGGAGAAGGAGCGGCAGAGACUGGAAAGCCUCAGGAAGAAGCAGGAGGCUGAGGAGCAGAGGAGAAAGAAAGUGGAGGAGGAGAGGAAGCGGCGCCAGGCGGAGAUGAAGCAAAGGUAGGAGCGUCGGAGGAAGGCACUGCAGGCUCGGGAGCGGGUGGAGCAAAUGGAAGAAGAGAAGAAAAAGCGGGUGGAGCAGAAGAUUUUGCAGAACGAUGAGAAGGCACGCCUCUCACAAGCGCGGGAAGAGAAGGUGGCAGAGGAGCGGAGCAAGAAGAAACUCUCGAAGAAGCAGAGGGAAGCUGAUGCACGGAAGCAGAAAGCGCCAAGGGUGGAGGAAGAUGAAUUUGAGCCGCAAGAACCACUGCAGAAAAGGAGAGAGGAUGAAGUGAAGGAAAAAGGAGGAAAGAGAGUCUUGGAACUGAAAAGACUUGUAGAGCAGCAACAGGUGGAACAAAUGAAGGAGAGAGUCUUCCCGGGGGACCUGGGCUGGGGCCUUGGCACGGUCCGCUUGUCCUACUGGUGCCAGAGCUCCGAGGUGCCCGGGCCUGGUGGCCGGCGGGUGCCUGGGGGGCCCCCGAAGGACAUAAAGUUAAGCAGCAAUAACUACGGGAUGGAUCUGAACAGCGAUGACUCCACAGAUGACGAGAAUGAUCCUCGGAAGCCUGUCCCUGCCUGGGCUGAUGGGUCUCAGCUCCAUCAGGCCAUCAUAUACCAAUACUACCACCCAGUGAAUGUUGACCAAAUCUUCGGGCUAAUUCGAAGCCCAAAGCUGGAGGAUAUUUUUGGCAAGAGCAAGCCUCGGUACUUCAAGCGCACGAGCUCAGCGGUUUGGCAUUCCCCGCCUGACAGCAAAUCUACCUGUGGCCUGAACUGCAGCUUCAAAAACUGA
This is a messenger RNA of Apaloderma vittatum (bar-tailed trogon), 2140 nucleotides long. Its product is annotated as inner centromere protein A-like. Gene Ontology annotation, molecular function: protein serine/threonine kinase activator activity. The transcript is spliced from 16 exons. NCBI's taxonomy places the organism in Eukaryota, Metazoa, Chordata, Aves, Trogoniformes, Trogonidae. The record is from RefSeq and is a predicted model, not a curated record. The annotation marks the transcript as partial. Gene Ontology annotation, cellular component: kinetochore; chromosome passenger complex; meiotic spindle midzone. Gene Ontology annotation, biological process: mitotic cytokinesis; meiotic spindle midzone assembly; positive regulation of protein serine/threonine kinase activity.